GUCACUAAGCAACACUGCUCGGCGUCCCUGACUUCGCAAAGGUUUCUGGGAGUCCGAGGCCCGAGGGUUGAACGGCCGCCCUUUUAGGAGCAACGAGUGUAGAACAGCUGUACAUGCGUCGAGGGAAAUAUUAUCGUAAAACAGCUUUCUGACGCAGCGUAACCAAACUUGAGAGAAAGAUAAGGUGAAUAAUGGCGGGUGAGGUGGAGUUGGAUGGAGGCAGUGAAUACCCAGCACAUUACAAAGUCAUGAUGGACAAACUUAAUGAACAACGACAGCUGGACCAGUUCACAGACAUUACUUUGAUUGUGGAUGGGCACCAGUUCAGAGCUCAUAAAGCAGUGCUGGCAGCAUGCAGUCAGUUCUUCCACAAGUUCUUUCAGGAUUUUACUCAGGAGCCAUUGGUGGAGAUAGAAGGAGUGAGCAACACAGCCUUUCGCCAGCUGAUGGAAUUCACUUACACAGCCACACUAGGUGUGGCUGGAGAAGAGGAGGCUUAUGAUGUCUGGAAAGCUGCUGAAUACCUCCAGAUGCAGGAAGCCAUCAAGGCACUCAACAAUAAGAUAAAUGAGAGUCCUUCACUCAUGGUGAAGAGCAAAGGUAAAAAGAGGAAGAUUGCUGAGACAUCUAAUGUGAUUACAGAAACCCUACCCUCAGUGGAAGGGGAGCAGGUGGAAAUUGAGGUGAUAGCGGAUGGUGCCAUUGAGCUGGAGGAGUCGGGACUGGAGGAGGUGGUUGAUGCAGCAAAGAAUGCUCAGGCAGCGUCCGAUGACUCUGCUUUGGCUCUUCUUGCUGACAUAACUAGCAAAUAUCAGCAAGGGGAACCUACAGUGCAGGUGAUGAAGAAGGAAGAGCAGGAGAUAGCGUAUCAGGAGGAAACGGUGACUGCCUCCAAGGUGUUAGAGAAUGUUGAGGUUGUAGAGGUCCAGAUUUCCCAAGUGGACAACAUGUUUCGCUGCACCAAGUGUGACCGCAGCUUCAAGUUGUACUACCACCUCAAACAACACUUGAAAACACACUUGGGCUCACUGGAAAAGCCGCAUGUGUGCAACCACUGCGGUAAAGCCUACACACGGGAGGGUGCUCUGAAGCAGCACAUCAGCACGUUUCAUUUUGAUGCAGAGGAGCUGUCGAGAAAUCACAAACCCUAUAAGAAAGUACAUGUUUGUGAAUAUUGUAAAAAGCACUUUGACCACUUCGGCCACUUUAAGGAGCACUUGCGGAAGCACACUGGUGAAAAGCCCUAUGAGUGUCCAGACUGCCAUGAGCGAUUUGCAAGGAACAGCACAUUGAAGUGCCACAUGGCGGCCUGCCAGAAUGGGGCCGGAGCCAAGAAAGGACGCAAGAAACUCUAUGAAUGCCAGGUCUGCAGCAGUGUGUUCAACAGCUGGGACCAGUUUAAAGACCAUCUGGUGAGCCACACAGGAGUCAAGCCCAACCACUGCACCAUGUGUGACAUGUGGUUCACCCAACCCAAAGAGCUAAAGGCCCACCUCAGAGAUGUCCAUUCUAUUGAGGACAAAUCAAGUUUAGAACUGGUCAUCACAGACUCUGCCAUAGCAACGCAGAGCAUAGAGGGAGAUGAAACAGUUCUGUUGGAUGAUGGAGUUCAGGUCGAACAUGUCACAGUGGAGCCUGUAGAUAUGAUGGAGAUGGAGGAGACCACAACAGUUGUGAUGGAGGAUGGAGGGGUGGCGGAGAUGUGCGAGGAGGACAUGGAGAGGUUAAAGCAGGCUGGGGUGCAUUUCCAGGUGGUGCACGUGACAACAACUGAAGUUGAUGGACAGCAGGUGGUGAACUCUCAGGUGGAAGUAGAGCUGGAAGGGGAGACAGUGAACAUUGAGGAAGCAGAGCAAGCAGUGGUUGUAUGAGAGUGUAAAAAAAGGUUGUUGAUAAUCCACAGGACAUUCGUUCAGUCCUGGACGCCUGUGUUAUCCUGUAGCUGACAUCUUAGUUUUUAUACAGAAAACUGCAUGUGGUAUACAGAAUGUCACCUUAGUAUAUCAUUCUGUCUGUCAUCACAUUGUAUGACCCUCUGUUUUUGAUAUAUGUAUAUAUGGACAAAAAGGUUUCUGCCAAGGUUGCUGUAUUUAUUUUAAAAGUGUUUGGCAUCAUGUCCCAUAUUGCCGAUGACUCUUCAGUGCUUCAUCGGUCUAUUUUAAUGUUUUCUUUGUUUGUUUGUUUUUUUUUACUUUGCCUCAAGUUUAUAUUUUGUUUCUUUCAGUUUGAGUCACUUGCCAAUGAAUGAACUGUUCUUGUUGCAGCUCAUAUAACAACAGCUGUUGUAUGCUACUGACGUUCUUCAGUGGAAAUGCUGCACUUGUUCAGGUGUGUUUUCUAAUUAACAUUUGGCCUUUCUGUAAGAAAUACUCAGAUAUGGAAUAAAAC
Molecule: messenger RNA, 2388 nt
Organism: Monopterus albus (swamp eel)
Lineage: Eukaryota; Metazoa; Chordata; Actinopteri; Synbranchiformes; Synbranchidae
Gene: zbtb35
Product: zinc finger protein 131
Exons: 9
Coding region: 192-1871 (559 amino acids)
Biological process (GO): regulation of transcription by RNA polymerase II
Cellular component (GO): nucleus
Molecular function (GO): DNA-binding transcription factor activity, RNA polymerase II-specific; protein binding
Source: RefSeq, a predicted model, not a curated record